Hemisphaericaspora subhashii is the source of this 600-nucleotide messenger RNA. It is a transcript of the gene TEM1, whose product is annotated as Ras family GTPase. Gene Ontology annotation, molecular function: GTPase activity; GTP binding. The record is from RefSeq and is a predicted model, not a curated record. Gene Ontology annotation, biological process: regulation of exit from mitosis. The transcript is spliced from 2 exons. NCBI's taxonomy places the organism in Eukaryota, Fungi, Ascomycota, Pichiomycetes, Serinales, Debaryomycetaceae. The coding region runs from base 1 to 600 and encodes 199 amino acids. Gene Ontology annotation, cellular component: spindle pole body.
AUGUCAGAAGAAACUAAUGAAGAUCAUGGCCAAGUUGCAUUAAAAAUAGGAUUGAUAGGAGAUUCUCAAAUAGGAAAGACGUCACUAAUGGUCAAAUAUGUAGAAGGAUCAUUUGAUGAAGAUUAUAUUCAAACAUUGGGAGUUAAUUUCAUGGAUAAGAAAAUCAAUAUAAGAAGUACAACAGUAACAUUUUCAAUUUGGGAUUUAGGAGGACAAAAAGAAUUUAUAAAUAUGUUACCAUUAGUAUCAAAUGAUGCAGUAGCAAUAUUGUUUAUGUUUGACCUAACAAGAAAAUCAACAUUAAAUUCAAUCAAAGAAUGGUAUAGACAAGUUAGAGGUUUUAAUAAAACUGCUAUACCAUUCUUAAUUGGAACUAAAUAUGAUCAAUUUAUAGAUCUUUCAUUUCAAGAUCAAGUGGAAAUAACACAACAAGCUAAAAGAUUCGGAGCUGCCAUGCGAUCACCUGUCAUAUUCUGUUCAACUAGUCAUUCAAUUAAUAUUCAAAAGAUAUUUAAAGUCAUAUUGUCUAAAGCAUUUGAUUUAAAGUUGAAUAUUGAAGAAAUUGUCAAUGUUGGUGAACCAAUUUUAAUAUAUCGAUAG